UCAUGAUAAGCAUGCACAUAUCUGCGUAGGAUAAAUGAGCAGCUUUUAAGACAGAAACUCAGUCUGUUCAGAGUGACGGCAGCUCGAUUACUGCUGGUAUUUUACUAAAACUACUUCUGACAGAGUUGGGAUACCAGACACAGGUGAGGUACGUUCAAGAACCCUGAUAUGAACUGGAACGUAUGGGUUAUUCAACACCUGCUUGCAUCGCUUCUCUUUAAGGCAGCCUUUUCAUUUGAGUUUCAGGUUACUGUCCCCCGCGGCCACGUUGUAGCAGCCCAGGGACAGCAGGUCGUCCUGCCCUGCAGCUUCACAGUGAGCGGCAGCCUGGGCAGCUUGGUGGUCACCUGGCAGAGGGGGCAGGAGGUGGUCCACAGCUUCUAUCACGGGAGAGGCCAGCUGGACCGCCAGAGCCGUCGCUAUGCCAACAGAACCAGCCUGAUGCACUCCGACGUGGAGCGGGGGGAUUCCUCUCUGCGUCUGGAGCGCAGCAACAUGGAGGAUGAGGGAGACUACACCUGCUCUGUCAGCACGCUACUGGGGAGCCAGAGGAAAACCUUAUCUUUGAAAGUAGCAGCACUGUACGCAGAACCACAUUCAAACUUGAAAGUAUCUCCCAGCGGCUUGGAGCUGCUGUUGACUUCACACGGAGGACGCCCUGCCCCCUGCGUUCAGUGGCUGGAUGACAGAGGAGAGGACAUCACCAACCACACAAGCACACUCGUCAGGCAGGACACAGAGGGACUGUUUACAGUGUCCAGCAACCUGACUCUGCAGACAGCCAGCUCCAGGAGCCUCACCUUCAUCUUGCAGAACAGGAUCCUGGGCCAGGUGAUCAGGAGAGACUUCACACUAGACACAGGUAUUGGUGCCAAGUCAUCACGGAACCAUGACAGAGACAGAUGGGGGGUUGCGUUAUACCUUGUGAUAUUCCUUGUGAUAAUCAUCUUCUUACAAGCAACAGCAUUAAUAUUACAGAGAAGAAACUUAGACCAAAGAAAACCAACAGCAUUGAGAACAGAACAUGUUUAAACACCAAAGGAAACCCUAAUGUUCUAUAGUGCUGUUACAUGGAAUGCACUGAAAAUUUGACUAACUUGUGACUGAAUUCAAAAUUCAUUUCAAAUGGUCAUAUACCAAACAGCUUGAAGAGGUUAAAUACAUUUUCAUGUUUAUGUUUUGUGUAAAGAAUGCUAUGGAGAGUAUAAUCCUGAAGUAUUUCACUGUCAAGUUCUGAAACUAUAAAUAUUAUUUCAAUGUGUAUUUUUUUUUUUUUCUUGUUUUCAUUUUUAGGCCAGUGGCUUAGAGCUUGUUAUAUUGUUCAGUAUUUAUUCAAAACAAGUUGCCACCAUUCAAGAACACACAUACUCUUUAAUUUGUCAACUAUUUUAUUUCUUCCACAUAACCCAUGUGAGGGAUGACGGACUAGCACCUGCUAGCACCUGGUGACUCAAUCUCCCCCUCUUCCCUGUUUGGCCCAGAGCCCUGAUCCAGUUUGAUGGUGCUGGUAGAGGUGGUGUGCUUUGACACAGGGUCAUAUUUCAUCAGGAAAGAGAAUAUCCUGUUUCAAGUCUGAGUCAUAUUUCUGAAUAACCAACAAGAAAAUUCUUAGACUUGUCACGGUAGAUUUUUAUGUCAUAUGUUUCCUGCUAUAACAGCAGCAUGUAUUGUUCCUUAUAGCAAGCUGGCUUGUUCACAUGAGAUUCUGGAUAAACACCUGAGGACAGGAGGCGCUGAUGCAUUCUAAAUAAACUAAAGACUACAAAAGUA
Osmerus eperlanus (European smelt) is the source of this 1770-nucleotide messenger RNA. RefSeq lists its product as uncharacterized. Gene Ontology annotation, biological process: T cell receptor signaling pathway; regulation of cytokine production. Gene Ontology annotation, cellular component: external side of plasma membrane. Lineage: Eukaryota; Metazoa; Chordata; Actinopteri; Osmeriformes; Osmeridae. The coding region runs from base 169 to 1032 and encodes 287 amino acids. Gene Ontology annotation, molecular function: signaling receptor binding. The record is from RefSeq and is a predicted model, not a curated record. The transcript is spliced from 4 exons.